GCUCGGUUACUAAGCAUGCACGCUUUGCGCGCUGAAUUAAGAUGGCGGCAGCUAGAGGAGGAACAUGGAGGCCGUACAAGGAACUUCUUGCGACGGUAGAACGAGCUGCUUUGUACAAGAAAACUCCAGAAGUUUUUCAUGAACUAGAGGUUGCAUUGGAUAAAUUCAAUCCAGAUUUUAUCACUUUGCUUAAAAAUCCGGCAAAAAAUACAGACCACCGAGAGCAAUUGAAGAGAGCCCCCACUAAUGGUCUUCAACUUGCUGGCUUUACAGAGAAACAGAAGCUUCCUGAGCAGUUUGUCAAGGAGGCCCUCAUUCUUAGUGACAGUCUUGAACUGAAUGAGUUUGUGUGUGUUGAGUUACUUCUUGCUGGUGAACAGCAGCAACCCAACUUUCCUGGCCUAACCAGAGGUUUGGUGGCAGUGCUCUUGUAUCAUGAUGGGAGGAGAUGUUUAAUUAGUGCCUUAAGAACAUUGAUACAGUCUAGAGAGGGAAUAACAUGGACGUUGGGCCUCUAUGAAGAGAUGACACAGUUAGUAACGACAUUCACUGAUGAACUUUUGAAAGAAGGAUUGGUUAGAACAAUUCUUCACCAACUUGAGCAUCUUGACGUUCAAAAUGAACUUGACAAGUUGGAGAGAGGACAAGCCAUAGGUGAUGAACGUCACAAACAACAACUUAUUGACUUUAUCACAGAUCAAAGACAACUCUUGGCUGAAUGUCUCUUUUGCUUUGCUUGCCAAUCACCGCUAUCAAAAAGUGACUGUCUACAACUGUUGUCUUUUCUCAAGAAAUGUCCCUCUACAGAUGCAGAUGGCUCACUUGACAGUGUCACUCUAACUCUGUUGAUGGCCAUGUUGUACUGUUUAAAUGUUGAUCCUCUGGAUGAAGCAGCAGACAUGCAAGGGUCUUUUCAAGAGGAAAUGUUCCCUUUGUUGACGGACCACAGCUUUAUUCCAGAGUUUCAUCUGGAAAUCAAACAGCAGGGAACAUGGGAAAACCAAGGGAUGUGUGCAUGUGUCCGUUUUGCUUGGGCUCUGGUACUACGAACCUGCAGCCAGUGGCCUAAUAUUGUUGGAGCAGUAGAGGUACUGGAGAAAGAUGAAGAGGAGUUAGAUCUGGCAGUGCAAGAAAACGUUUUGAGUUUCCUUCGGCACUCUGUGGUACGAGCCACCAAUUUUCACCAGGAGGAAUACUUUGUCCAACGCUUACACUCACUUGUGACUGGAUUUAUUGUUAAGAUGCCUUUAAAGGUUAAAGAACUUCGCAACCAUGGUGAUGAAGUGGCACGUAUUCUUCAGGCUCACUUGCAAGAUGGUGUGGAGCCCCCUGCUGGUUUGCUGAGACACUUUGAAGAUUUGAUGAGAAUGAUUGGAGAACUUUAUGAGAAUGAUUCACUUGGUCUUGAACUGGCUGUAGAUUUCUGGUGUCCUUUGGAUGCAAGCUCUUUCACACCAUUUUCACCUUACGACUCAUCAAGAAUUUCACCAAGCUUCAGACCUCAUGCAUCACAGAAGCAAGUGAGCCUCUACAAGUUUGUGCGGCUGGCUGGAGAUUUAUUGCCUGCUCCACUUUUUGUCCCAUACAUUGAAAUGCUGUGUGGUCUCUCAAACAGCCCUCAGGCUGCUCAUCACUGCUUCAACUUGCUCAAAUCCACAGCAAAUGGUCCUCUGUCUUGGGAUCACUUCUUUGCUUCUGUUAAACAGUAUUACAUGGAUCUAAGACAGGAUGGUGCAAACACAGUGAUGAUGUAUGGUGGCUUGCAACGAGAAACAGGUCAGGUUCACAGACCACGCCCAACAAACCGUAACAUAACACCUGAGGAAUUGGAAGGGCUGGAGGCAGUGUUAAAACUUACAGAGAGAAUUGCUGAUCAGGAUGAAAUAGCCCGCCUUACAAUGUGUGAAAGUCAAGCGUGGCUUCCCAUUGCGUCCCUGUUUGGCCUACUUGGUUGCCCUGUACCUCUAAGGCUAAAGGCACAGAUUCUUUCAACACUUGCUGCAUUUGCAAAGUCUCCUGAAAUUGCUUCCUCUUUGUGGCAUACCCUAGAAUUAUCACAGAUAUUACAGACAGUCCAAACAGCUGGCCAAGCUGCACAGCAAGGUGGAAUACAGGUGGAAUUGAAUGAGCUUGAAGCACGCAGUGAGACCUACCCUGAGACUAGAGCAUUCCUGAAGCUGCUGACAAAUCUUACAGAUAUUCCACUACCAGCAAACUUGGGAGCAGGCUACAGAGUGCCUGGGUUUGAACCAUACCUGGCGUUCCUGCGGGAUGAGGUGUUUCUUAAGUUCAAUUCACGAGGAUACCAAGAUCCCCAUGAUUGCUGAAUGUUAUUGAUGGUGCUUCAUCUUCACUUGAAUAUCUUUCCGUUACAUCAGAGGGAAGAGAACAUCUGGAAAAAGCGGCAUUGCUCUGCCUGAGAAUGAUUGAAAUUUCCUUGGAAAAACAAGAGAAGUUUGUGGACUUAUAUCGCAGCGUAGCACAACAGUCAACGGUGAUGAUUUCACCUUUGGAGGAAUUGCUGCUUAGCGUUAAUCCACAGACAGGCUCUCCCGACUACCUGCUUAAAAUCAUGAAGUUUGUUUCUCAUCUUCACACUGGAGCUGAACUCAGCCUAUCUGUUGUUAAGAUUUUGUGUUUGGUCUGCCGGUCAAUAACCGUUCAGAGACACUUGGUGAAUCUCCUGACUGCUAAUCAGGCUGCCGCUCAGAAAAUACUCAUUGGAUUUGUUGAUCAGCUAGAUAUCAAUGAACCUGAAGAAAAUCUUGGCAAAGAUGAGCAAGAACUAAGAAAUGAAUUCUUAGAUGAGAACUCGUUUGGAUUGUCACAAAUUCGCAACGCUGUGAGGCAAAAUAUUCUGAGAUUAGUUCUUUAUUCUCUUCAACACCCUUCGCCCAAUCUGGCUCAUUUUUUGAUGGGCUAUGAGCUCAGAAAACCUGUGUCCAAGACCAAUCUUCAGGAUCCUGGUGUUCUUGGUGCUUCAAAGACUUGUCUCCACGCAGUACUAGACAUUCUGAACAGAGAGGUGGAUACACAUCGUGGCCCUUCGUGUGUUACAGACGCUCCAAAAUUCACCGAGCUCGCAUAUCAGCUUGUUUACAAUCUAUGUGCCAAUAAGGAUACUGCAAUCCCGACUCUGCGCUAUCUGAGAACAAGCCAUGAUUUCCUGUACCAGCACCUUCAACACUUACCUUUUAGGAAUCUUGCAAAUAUGAACAUGGGCGAAGGACAGCCUCCUGUUCCAAUGCUUACCAUCGUCAAUCAGCAGUCCUGGCUUCUGAAGACUGCUGCCAUCGAGCUGAGGAUGACAGCUCAAGGCCGACAAAGAUCACAUACCCAGAGGCUCCUGACGCUCUUGAUGGGCGAGCCAUCAGCUCAGACGUUGAUGGGUAUGACGCACUUCCCAGAGGUAGUUCCAAGGAGGUUGGAGGAUGAUUUUACCGCAGCUGACACCAGCCAUGGAGGGUAUCCUGGUAUGGGACAGACGCAGACUAGGCGGAAGCUUCUAGCCAUUCUUGAGUCUGUAGAGUUCUGUCAGGAUGUGCCUCCACUCUUACAGUUGAAUUAUUUUGAUAUGGCUGUCACUGAGGAGGCCAUUGCUUCCUGUGAACAGAAGGCGGAGGAUGGUGGUGUGACGCUCUGUAAUAUUCCCGUUCUUCAUAAACUACUAAUGAGUGAGAUAAUUGGGGCACAGGGCACUGCUACAGCUGGACAGAGAAACUUCUUGUUGCAGGAAGUUAAAGACAUUCUUCAUAAUGUCGUGCUGCGGAACAAGGUACGAGAGAGUUUGCACAUUAAGAAGGAAGCAUUUGAAGCUUGGAGACGGGUUAUAGAAGUGACUCUGGCCUCGUGUUCUGUUGAUAUCUUACCAAGAGAUACAAGGCAGACUAUUAUAUCUGAAGUACUACAGGAUUUACUCUCUAAGAUUGCAGAUGAGAAUGCUCUGCCUGAACUGACAUCACCUGUAUCCGGGGUUAUCUUAACUCUCCUUGCGCAUUUACGUCAGUCUACCAUUCCCACAGCCCCCUUAUCCACAUCCGGUGUUGACAGCACCGGAGCAGGCAGACCUGUUCAUCCUCAAGCUGGGAGCUCUCUUCCCGUUGGUCCAUCUGUAGCCAUCUUAAAGGGUUUGAUAGAGACCGUCUUGCGGUGUGGAGGAGGAUUGCAGCGGGUCAGGGCAAACCUGUACGCUGCGCUGCUGUACUUCAUGCAGACAGCGCCAGAGUCCGAAUCAACUGAAGAAAGAGGUGUCAUGAAAAACGUAUUAUCUUUAUAUCCCGGCCAGCCAUGGGACACCAGUAUUCUACCAGUGUUGUCUAGUUAUGGUGAACCAUUCAUGGACACAGUCUGUAGAGAUUCUUGUGAUGGACACGAUGUUGGCCGGAUGUUAGCGUUUUCCCUUCUUGAUGCAAUAAUUGCUGUUGACUGGCAACACCGUUGGUUGAAUUACCUCAACCUCAAAGGCUACCUCAAGCACAUGGUGGACGGCUUGGCUCACGAGGACCAUAUGCUGCAAUCAAUGUUGGACCCAUCCCCAGAGCCCCUUAAGGCUUUGUAUAUCUAUGAGUCCAAGAUGGCCCUACUAACCCGAGUGGCACAGUCUGCGGAUGGUGCUAAGGUCCUUCUUCAAGCGGGGCUAUUAUCACGCCUGGCAGAAUGUGCCUUUUUGGAUCACAAACCCGAACAUGACACCGCUCAAAGGCUAAUGACCAGUGGCAUUUACGCUCAUGAUCACGAUACAAGCGCUGUCCUCUACGACUCAUUCGUGCCCACAGUGUUAGAGAGAUACAGACAGUUAUUGACCCCUGCCUUAAAAGUAUCACUGGCAAUGCUGACAUCCCUGGGGUCACAUAAUCACAAAGAAGUAGCUUCUAAGGUUUUACACUUUGUCGUGUCACAUGUGGACGUUUUUGUCAGCAUUCUUCAAGACAGACAGCCUUUCCAAUCAUCCGGGUCAUUAAAGGAACUCUGUCUCGUCACAGGAAUUGUGAGCAACAUGGCACUCACUGAGGAUGCCCUCAUUGCCGACGACGACCUGGGUCAAGAGCAAAUCCAACUUAGAGGACCCCUAGCAAGGAUCGAACGUCUCAUGAUUGGUUUGUUGCCGAGAUAUUGUUCAAGCGAUAGUUGGGAGAAGAUCAUCAAAUCCGUAAUGGAGAAAAACGGUGAGGAACCUGGCGCUAAGUACAGUUUGGUCGCCAUGGAAACGACCGAAAAGUUGCAAAGAAUCUGCUCAAAUGUUAUUGGUUACUGUAGAACGGUCAUGGAUUCAUAUGGUACGGUUCCCUCUCAUUGUCAUGCGCUGUUUUCACCAAGUUUGACGGACUCUUUAGCACGUGAUUCUCGCCUCACUAGAGAAGCCAUUCGUUCCUCAACUGUGGUGUCUUUCCGCCUUCAAGUCAGCCUUGGUCUACCUGUGACUUUCAUGAAGAAGUGUUGCGAUCAAGUCUUUCAGACGGCUGAGUUGUUGUCACAGACGCGUGUGAAGCUGCAAAAUGUGACCGAGUUGACGAGUGAAGAACUAAGAGAGUUAAACCAAGUUCAACACGGUGGAGCUGUUCAAGAGAGAUUGUCAACACAGCAACGUCACCAACUGGCACAGAAAUGUCUUACUCAAGUUGUACAGUACAAGACGCAGGAGAUUUCUGCUCAGUUGUACAUUAUUGAGAAUUGUUUGUUUAUUCUAUGGCGUCACCUCGAUUUCUACUUUUUGCGCUGCAUCCCGUCGGAUGAAGAACGACGCAUUCUCGCUGGACCGCCGCUGAUCAGCAGUCAAAUGAGACGAUUACAUGAGAGACAGUCGCUUACGGAAGCUUCAGUAACAUCAGAUCCUGCUUCAGAAGCAAUAAGAUCUAGAGAAAGUGUGACACGAGAGGAUAUUGACGCUCUCAAGAGAGAGGCAGCUAGUAUCCUUACAGAGACAUUUUUGAAGAAACUCGUUGAGAUUGAACAGACGCACGGAAAAGGAAGAACGCGGGUUGGAUUUAUCCAAGUUCUCGUCCGACGUAUCAAAGGACUCCUCACGAUUCAUGGGGCGCCUGCACGCUCCGAGAUGACCAGCGGAUUACGUUAAAAAGACAUUGGAACAAAGUGUCUGCGAACUUAUUCAUUGUUCAUUGCUUACUUGUCAAAUGUGUUUUCCUGGACUUUGCAAUCGGUUUACAACUGUUUUUGCAUGUUGUCUGGGUAGUUUUCAAGAACAAAUAGAAGAGUCGUUCAAGUUUUGUAUUAUCAAGAGCAGUGUUAGCCCACAGCUAUUAAUCUUUAACAGAUUUGCGGACUCCCACGACAUCAUGACUUGACAACCUAGAAUGCAUGAUUGACUUUUAUUGUCUGGUUAAGCUCACACAAACAGAUUUGUACAGUUGGGACGUGGAGGGGGAAGUAGAUUCAAGUGCGAAGCGCGAUAGGUAUGAUUCGAACGACUGCACUUGACUCACAUCGAAACUUGACUCCAUUCAAUCAACUUUGUACGCCGGGCAUACAGCUAAUGUCUCAUUAGAUCGACGACUUUUUUCUCUAUUCCCUAACCCCCCUUUUUUACAGCAGUGAGUUGUAGUCUUUAUUCGGUAAUGAGCUUUUGUAAGAAUUUAGAACUGCUUUUUCAAGUCAGAUCUUUCUUUGAAAUUGAACUAGCAGAAGCUCAUCGUAGGUUUUGUACCUCUGUAUAGAAUCACAUUGUUUUUACGCACACUUUAAAAUAGCGAGGAAUAAAGGCAUAAAUAGAAGUUUUCCCUACAGGAAGUGUAAGGCUUCAUCAGCGGGAGAGUGAAAAGGUUACUAGA
Pocillopora damicornis (cauliflower coral) is the source of this 6785-nucleotide messenger RNA. RefSeq names its product nuclear pore complex protein Nup205. Gene Ontology annotation, cellular component: nuclear pore inner ring; nuclear pore. Gene Ontology annotation, molecular function: structural constituent of nuclear pore. The record is from RefSeq and is a predicted model, not a curated record. NCBI's taxonomy places the organism in Eukaryota, Metazoa, Cnidaria, Anthozoa, Scleractinia, Pocilloporidae. Gene Ontology annotation, biological process: nuclear pore organization.